CAGCUGCGUUGGCCAGCACCUCCAUGAUGGAGGCGAUUUGAGAGUGGAAGUCCACCGCUGCUGCCGACAUGGUCCCUGUAACAGCGGGCUCUCAGGGUGCGUCAACCGGCUCCAGCUGUACAGACACGGAUCCUGACAGCGGGAUUUCUGUCUGCUACAGUCAGCUUCCUUCCGUCCAUUUCUACAAAAACCGAAUAAACCAGAGCAGGGGAUAAUGGAAAUGAACACAAACCUGAGAGGAAACAGCAGGCACGGGAAAUACAGUUGCUUUGACAGUCAGUUACAGUGAAGAGGAACCGCUAAAGGACUCAGCCAGCACCGGUCUCCUCUUUCUUCAUCUCCUCCAUUUUGGUUGUCAGUGAUGGAGCACAUCCGGACUCCCAAGGUGGAGAAUGUGCGUCUCCUGGACCGCUCAUCAGGCCAGAGAAAAGCUGGCAUUGGGACCCUUUACCUUUCUGCCACACACACCAUCUUUGUUGAGAACAACCCAGAGACACGCAAGGAGACGUGGGUGUUACACACCAUGGUGAGCAGUGUGGACAGGCCACCUACCACACCCACGGGAAGUCAGCUGAUCCUGCGCUGUAAGGACUUCAGAAUUAUCCAGAUCCUUAUCCCACAGGAAAGGGACUGUUUGGACGUUCACGCCUCAUUGGUCAGGUUGUCACGGCCUGAGAAAUACAGUGAGCUUUACUGCUUGUCCUUUAAUCCCAAUGUGAACAAAGAGGAAAGACAGGAGUCAUGGAAUUUUAUUGACGUUAUGGCUGACUACAAAAGAAUGGGAGUUCCCAACAACCUGUGGGUGGGCACAGCAGCCAACAGUGAAUACAGGGUCUGUGACACAUAUCCAGCUGAGCUAUUUGUUCCCAAGUCAGCCACUCCUGCCAUCAUUGUUGGCAGCUCGAAGUUCAGGAGUCGAGGACGAUUUCCUGCUCUGUCCUACUUUCAUCAGGAUACACUGGCGGCAGUGUGUCGUUGCAGUCAGCCGUUGUCAGGCUUCAGUGCACGCUGUCACGAGGAUGAAAUGAUGCUCCAGGCCGUGAUGAAGUCCAACCCUGGCAGUGACUAUAUCUACGUGGUGGACACUAGACCCAAGCUAAAUGCCAUGGCCAAUCGAGCAGCAGGUAAAGGCUAUGAGAAUGAAGAUCAUUACACCAACAUCAAGCUGCAGUUCAUCGGCAUAGAGAACAUCCAUGUGAUGAGGAGCAGCCAACAGAAGAUCAUUGAUGUGGGUGAAAUGCGAUCUCCAUCCAUGACUGACUUCCUGUGGGGUCUAGAGAACUCUGGUUGGCUGAAACACAUCAAAGCUAUAGUGGAUGCGGGAGUCUUUAUUGCCAGGGCGGUGGCAGACGAGGGUGUCAGCGUUCUGGUCCACUGCUCUGAUGGCUGGGACAGGACAGCUCAGGCCUGUUCUGUGGCCAGUGUUCUGUUAGACCCCUAUUACAGAACCAUCAAAGGACUCAUGGUGCUCAUAGAGAGAGACUGGGUUUCCUUUGGACACAAGUUCUCCCAUAGGUAUGCCCACCUGGAUGGAGAUCCCAAAGAAGUGUCUCCGGUCAUUGAUCAGUUCCUGGACUGUGUGUGGCAGCUGUCAGAACAGUUCCCAUGUGCCUUUGAGUUUAACGAGCGCUUCCUCGUCACCAUUCACACACAUGUCUACUCCUGUCAGCACGGCAGCUUUGUGGGCAACUGUGAGAAAGAGCGCAGAGACCUGAGGCUCCGUGAGCGGACUCACUCUUUGUGGCCUCAGCUAUGGAAGGACAGAAGCCAAUACACCAACCCGCUUUACAAAGCAGAGUUGACCCAGAGUCAGGGCAUCCUACGACCCAACACCACCCCCUAUUGCUUCAAAAUGUGGAAAGGUCUCUACAACAAAGCGGACAAGUCCGUGACUCCACACCAGUCGCCUGCCGACUACCUGACUGCCGUGAGAGAGGAGUCCCAGCAGCUGGAGGAGGAGCUGACCAAUCACCAGGAGAGGAUAGCAGCUCUUACCGGGAAGCCAAUCACGUGGGAGAAGACUGAAGUUCCCAGGAGGGUGAGGAAGAGCUGCCUGCAGCAGAGACACUGUGGGCCAGAUCCACCUUCCACUUAUGCAGACCAGAACACCAGCCCCAGACAGGGUGGCAGUCGCUCAGUCUUCUCUGAGCCGACCAAUCAGAAGCCUCAGCGACAGAACAAAGCUUUCGCCCUGCCCAUAGAGCCGCACAAACAAGAACCAGAUGACCUGUCCACCUGCAGCGACCUGGAGUCAGGAGUGGCUGACCUCAGCAGCCGUUCGUCCAGUGGUGGAGACUACUGCAAGGACCAGGACAUGGACUGAGGGAGUCUGCUCAGCUGCAACUGUCAGAUGAUUAGGACAUUUUUCCAUGAACAGGACAUUAUGUUGGAUUUUUGGAAUUAUACUCCAGUUUGGAGGAAAAAUGAGGUAUGAAUUGUAAUAACUGAUCUUGAAACUACCUAAAAAAACUGCCAUAACUAAGCGACUAGUGCAGGCGUGGGCAAACUUUUUGACUCACGGGCCACAAUUGUCCCGUAACUUAGAUAAAUGACAUGUAAAAGUUAUGCUUUUACCAUUUUAGCGCCAUCCAUUAGGGGAACGUGGGUAUUGCAGGGAGCAGCCACAAGUAUAAUGAUAAUAUAAAUCAAUUCUAUAAUUUGGAAAAGUUUGGCAGGCCGGAUUGAAAAGCUGAACAGGCCACAUCCGGCCCCCGGACCGUAGUUUGUCCAUGCCUGGACUAGUGUGUUAUAUUAAAACUGGAGCUUUAGUUGGCACCAGAAGAUGAAGUCCACCUUAAGUCUAAGGUGGAAAUAAUAGGACACAGGGAAAUAACCAGAACAAAAUGAUGUUCAGAACAAGGGCUGGGGAUUUAAUUUAUUUGUUUGUUUUUCAUUGUGCAAUUUAUUAUUUAUAAAAUAUCAUUUUUAAGCUUUUUAAAAUGGUUUUUGAUUGUCACUGCACUGUAUGACCUCACAUGAUGAGCUGAUGUAAUAACACUGUAUUCAUCCUUAAGCUGACUUUAUCCCUCUGAUCCACUGAACUCCAUAAUGUUAUUUAAGUUUCAUGUGUGACAACAGCACCGACUCUGUGGACCAAGGCCUCAUUUUUACCACAAAGUACCAGGAACCUGUAGGACUAAGGAGCAAUUUCAAGAUGGCUGCCACCUAUGGUGAGUUAUGUGAGGGUUAUUUAGAUACAUGGUUUUAGGUGGUGGUAAUGACAACAAAGUUUCAUUAGUCAAGUCGUCUUGUUCCUGAGUCUUCUACAAAAUGUUGAGCUGCCACACAUUACUGUUUUCCUGAUGCUCUGUUGCUGCUGUGCUGUAAUUGGUUCCUGGUAUUAGAUCACGUGGCGAAAAUGUGGCUUUUCUGUCCUUUAUAACAUAUACAAUUUAUUGUUCCCUUUAGUGUGUGUGUGUGUGUGUGUGUGAAUGAGAGAGAGA
Cynoglossus semilaevis (tongue sole) is the source of this 3443-nucleotide messenger RNA. RefSeq names its product myotubularin related protein 7b (gene mtmr7b). Gene Ontology annotation, biological process: phosphatidylinositol dephosphorylation. Lineage: Eukaryota; Metazoa; Chordata; Actinopteri; Pleuronectiformes; Cynoglossidae. The transcript is spliced from 16 exons. Gene Ontology annotation, molecular function: phosphatidylinositol-3-phosphate phosphatase activity; phosphatidylinositol-3,5-bisphosphate phosphatase activity. The coding region runs from base 362 to 2323 and encodes 653 amino acids. The record is from RefSeq and is a predicted model, not a curated record. Gene Ontology annotation, cellular component: cytoplasm.